Molecule: messenger RNA, 324 nt
Organism: Penicillium psychrosexuale
Lineage: Eukaryota; Fungi; Ascomycota; Eurotiomycetes; Eurotiales; Aspergillaceae
Product: 50S ribosomal protein L36
Exons: 3
Coding region: 1-324 (107 amino acids)
Biological process (GO): translation
Cellular component (GO): ribosome
Molecular function (GO): structural constituent of ribosome
Source: RefSeq, a predicted model, not a curated record
AUGUUCUCCCUCCGCGCCGUUUUCGGUGCCUCCUCCGGGGCCCUCCGCCAGUUCUUCCCCUCUGUGACCACCCGGACCGCCUCAUUACGGCCUUUCUCACACAUGAUUCGCAACAGCCUGACAAGACUCCGUGGACAAGCAAAGUCCGGCAAUGCUGUUGCUGUGGCGAAUGGGUCUGCUAAACAGGUGGAGCAGGUUCGAGGAAUGAAGACUCGGUCUUCUGUUAAGAGACUAUGCGAUGGCUGCAAGCCCGUUCACCGCAAAGGCCGUGUCUACAUCAUCUGCUCGAAGAACCCUAAGCACAAGCAACGGCAGGGGAAAUAG